UGUGGGCAGGGCACUGACCCAGUUGCUGCGGAGCCGUGGGCAUGAAGUGACCCAUGUCUCUCGACAAGAGGGCAAGGAUCGGAUCAGCUGGAUGGGGUGAUGCCUUCUGCAGGGAAGUCAUCAGCAGCCGGGUUGAGACCACCAGGACCUUGGCCAAAGCCAUUGCUGAUGCUGAACAGCCACCCCGUGCUUGGGUCCUCGUCACCGGCGUAGGUUAUUACCGCCCUAGCCCCACAGCUCAUUAUACAGAGGACAGUCCUGGGGGGGAUUUUGACUUCUUCUCGCGCCUGGUGAGCUCCUGGGAGGCUGCAGCUCUCAUCCCUGGGAGCCCAGCUCGUGGUGUUGUGGUGAGAUCUGGGGUAGUGCUGGGCCGAGGUGGUGGUGCAGUCUCUCAAAUGCUCUGGCCUUUCCGUCUGGGACUAGGAGGCCCCCUGGGCUCUGGGCUCCAGCCCUUUCCAUGGAUCCACAUUCGGGAUCUGGCUGGGAUCGUGUGUCAUGCCCUGGAGAGUGAGUGCCUGCAAGGCGUCCUCAACGGUGUCUCCCCAUCCUCCCCUGUCACCUCCAAUGGCACCUUUGCUCAGGAGCUUGCUGCAGCCCUGGGGCGCCCAGCCCUGCUGCCAGUGCCUGCUUGGGCUGUGCAGGCUGUCUUUGGGGCAGAGCGGGCCGUCAUGCUGUUGGAGGGCCAGAGGGUGGUGCCAAAACACACCCUGGAGAGUGGCUACCAUUUCAUCUUCCCUGACUUGUCUGGAGCUCUGAAGGACAUUGUGGCUUGAAGACUCCUCGGUUGGGCUGGGUUGGGCCCUGUUUUUGUGAGCUCCCUGGCUCACAUGCCUUCCCCUGGGUGAAAGAGGGUAGCCCUGCCCCUUCUUGACACUUACCCAUCCCCAUACAGAGAGAGUGAGUAAUCUUUUCCCCUUCCACCUCCCUUUGUUCAUCCCCGGUUUAGGAAUCACCCCUCUUAUUGCCAUCUGCAAUCUCCACAUUACCUCUUUUGGGGAAGGGCACAAGCCCCAGUCACAAUCUUGCUGAAUCUGCCAUCUUCCCUUUUCCACAGUGUGCAUGUGAGCUGCUUGCAGAGCAGCUGGGGGGGUGUAAUGUCUCUUCCCCUGAGAGACAGGGGUGGCAGCAGGAAAGAGGUUUUCAGGUGUUGUAAUUCUCCUCCAUGUUACUGGAAGUCCCUCUUCCUGUUUUUCCCCAUGUCUUUUCCCCAUGGUCACAUAGAGACCUAGUUAUGCUCUUCUGCUUUGCCUUUCUCAGUCUCAUAGGGAAUGGAGUUGUGGCUGUGGGAGAAGAUCCAUCCUGAGGGGGCGCAAAGGGUGCUGGAUAUGGAUGGCUUGGAGACUUUGCCAUCUCCUUUCUUGUGGUGGCUCUGUGCUGGUACCAAGUUGCUGUGUCAGAACCUCCAGCUGAGUCUAGGCCCAAGAGUCGCACCCCUCCAGGGUUGCAUAACGCUGAUGCUGUGCUGGGGAUGAAGGAGAACACUGUUUUGCCAGCCUGUAGGGACAAGGGUGGUGGUGGGACUGUUGCCCCUGGACUGCUCUUGAGGCCUUGGAUAAGUGUCGACUACAUCUGAGCUUGUGCUGGGGAGAAACUGGGUGGUUUGUCUUGGUGUGAGGUAGUGCCAGGUACUGCUUUAGUCUAAAGGGAGCACUUCUCUAAUCCCAGACAGGGUGGGUUUUCCUUACUUAUCCCAUGAGGUGGUACUUGUGUUCAGGGGGCUCACACUGGUUGGGCAGUGAGAAUAUCCAGGCUGCCUGGGCUGUCUUGGGAAGCAGUACCUCUUCUCUUGUGGAGAACGUUGCAAUUUCAUCAUCUCAUACAGUAAGGAAAUGUAUCCACAUGCUUCCCUUAACCCAUUUUCACAUGCCAAAGUGGGUUGCGGGAUGUGAAAUCUACAGAGCAAGUAAGUUCAUUAUAGCACUGCUUCUGGAGAAAUAUUUCUAGUGUGAUAUAAUUUUGAGCUACAAAAAUAUAUUAAAAGGCACUUCAGGCAGUUGAAAAGACCUGCUCCAUUCCUGAAAUAAGAAACCAUCCAGAACAAGAGUGGUCCACAUAUUUCUGGUUUAUGCCAGGUUAAUGUAGUCACAGUAGCUGAAGGGUCAAUCCUGGUGGAGUCUAGAUUCCCCACUCACCUGCCUCUUUGUUCAGUCCAUACUGGAGACAGAACAGCAAUGUGCUGACUUUCUGGGCAGGAAGGAGUGGGACUGUACAGCUGGAACUGGAGUUAGUCCUUUCAGUCAGUGUGAGCACAGCCAGGUGAGCUGGGACUUUGGGAAUAGCUAUGAAAGCAACAUUGCCUGAAAUAAAUGUGGCUUGCUUGGAUUGUGUCUGUGCUGUGUGUAAGUUAGGUGCAGAUUCCUUCCUCUUCCCAUAUGCCUCAGUUUCCUUUCCUCAAGAGCGGGCUGACCUACUCUGAGUUACAGGCCCAGUUCAUUGUGGGGCAAUACAAUGGGGACAAUCAUCAGUUCUUUGUCUUUGGUUACUCUAGCUACCUUUUUAGAGCCUCGGACUUCAGUCUGCUUCCCCAGAUGUUGUGGGCUACAGCAUCCUUCUGUCAGGCAAUCUGGUUAGCCAGCCCAGUAGGUUGUUUCUGUACCUGUAUGUACCUUGAUGAUUGCAACAGCUUUGGGUUGUGACUGGAAAUAAAAACAAGUAUGACUGGAGAAGCACUGGCAACACACAGCUCUUCUGAAAGAGGGUUGCAUAUCCCAUGAAAGACCGCCACUAAGCAGAGUUCCCAGGCCUCAGACUCCCUGCCUGGAUGUGUAACUCACUCAGGAUUUUGAAGGAUUGCUUCUGCAUGAUGUUUGGCUUAAACACAUGUCACAGGACUUAAAUGAGCUUCUUGACACCUAAAUCCCAGUAUGGGAUCUGAAAACACUGGCUGCUGGGUGCAAUUAGGACUUUCCAUCAUGAUAAAUUCACAAACACACCAUGCCCCAUUGUCUACUGUGGAGCCAGGAAACAUGUAUUAGGGUGACAGCAUGCUGAGAUCUAGAUUGGAUUUUGGACCAGUGUAUUUUUGAUGACCAUAAGGAAACCCUGGCCCCCAGGCUGCAAGACUUUGUGGUCCUAAGUACAGGUCUUCUGCUAUCCCAACGUUGGCACAGCCAGCCCUGUAGUGCUCGGAGGUAGCAGAGUGUUUCUGCAAGCAUGUCUGAUCCAACUGCAGUGCCCCAGAUGUGCUCUGAAGAUUUACUCUGACGUGGAGCAAGUCUCUCUGUUCUUUUAGAGGUGAAUACUUACGACUGUUAAGACAUGUCAAAAGCAGCCGCUGCUUCCAGCAGCCCUGGUCCAGGACCCUCCUUCCUGGCCACUGGCCUCCCAGCCUGGUACCCAGGGUCUUUGCCUGAGCUGAGGGCCGCAGCAGCUGCUUUCCUGUUUGCAGGUUCAAUCAGCCCUGAAGCUGAGCACCUAUCAGGAGCACGUGUGCACACACACAGACAAGUAACACACAGACAGAAGACACUGAUGCGGCUGUUCACACAGACUGCCCCAGCCAAGAUGCUGCUGUCAGCAGCGCCCACACAUGGGACCCAUGUAACAUAAACACAGCCAGCCCUGUCCCUUCCCACUCUAGGGCUGGCAGACUCAGAUGACACCCUCAGGGUUCACAAGCAUAUGCACACUCAUGAAUCCAUUGAGCACCAGCAUGACCCCUCUGUCCACUUAGCACCCCUACCUGGACCCCAGCCCUUUGACCCAUCCCAUGGGUCCCCUACUCGCUGACUGAUCCAGCUUGAUACACCAAACAUGCAGUACUCACACACUUGUCCCGCAGGCACCCCACACUCACAGAUAUCCCCAGGUACCAGCAUGGACUCCUUGCCUGCCUGAUACCCCUGCCCAGACCUGAGGCUUCCUACUUGCCAGCUGGUCCAGCUUGAAUUUUGCUGGUGGAUGUGCACACCCCAUGGACAGCCGGUUUGUGGGAGACACGCUCACCUCCCCCAGCAUCCUGCACCAGGCACACAAGCUGAGAGCUGCUGUUCCGCUCCAGUUGCUGGCGCGGGGCUCCUCACUCCCCUCAGUCAUGCUGGUCCCCCCAGUAACUGGUUUUGUGGACAUGCAGAGUUACCAUCGCAGUGGCUGUAGGGUGAAGCCCCCCUGGCUCCAAUAGCUGACACCACAGGCCAGGGGUGCCUGCUUCCCCAGUCUGACUUCAGUAGCUGGCACCAAAUCCACUACGCUGAUCCCCCAGCAGCUGGCACUUAGUACCUGCAGCAGAUGUACACCCGGGGUAAAGUGAGAUGAUGCAGAGAGAGUUAUUAAAAGAUUUAAUAAGAAGACAGGGCAGACUGCAGUGGUCAAGCACAGAGCUCAGCCAGACCAGCACUGACUGGCCCAGAUUUACACCCAACGAGCCUCUCAUACCCCUUUUCUGUCUACCCACCUCUUUGUGGCUCCCAGCUCUCCCUCCUCUGCACAUUCCCUCAAGAGCUGACACGGUCCCACCGACUCCAUGCAACAUCCUGGACACUCGGGUUUGCAUCCUCACCAGUUGCGGUGUCCUGGUUGGCUAUGGCUUCUUGAGAGCUCAUCAAUUAGUGUGACUGAUGACGUUUGUUUCUGGUUAUUGACUUUGUUAAUACUGAUUGGUCAGGUUUUAUGACUCUGUGUCUGUCUCCCUCCCUUUCCUUAUCUUGCCAACUGUAAAAAUAAAUGUUCUCAGACUCGCUCCACACAUCCUUACC
Pygoscelis adeliae (Adelie penguin) is the source of this 4694-nucleotide messenger RNA. RefSeq names its product short chain dehydrogenase/reductase family 39U, member 1 (gene SDR39U1). The coding region runs from base 54 to 773 and encodes 239 amino acids. The record is from RefSeq and is a predicted model, not a curated record. NCBI's taxonomy places the organism in Eukaryota, Metazoa, Chordata, Aves, Sphenisciformes, Spheniscidae. The transcript is spliced from 4 exons.